Messenger RNA from Hyaloscypha bicolor E, 3162 nucleotides. RefSeq lists its product as uncharacterized. Bases 1 to 3162 code for a protein of 1053 amino acids. Lineage: Eukaryota; Fungi; Ascomycota; Leotiomycetes; Helotiales; Hyaloscyphaceae. The record is from RefSeq and is a predicted model, not a curated record. The transcript has 3 exons.
AUGGAGCAUCUGCCCUGGUAUCCGCUAUCCGAGGUAGGGCGAGUCCGAGUGCCAUUUAUAUGCGGCGACGAUCAUAUUUGCAACGGCGACCAUUUUCUUGACUUCGCCCAGCAGCUGGGUUGGGAAUCGGAUCAAUUUGAGUCAUUUGCCCAGCUCGCCAGGCGAGCACAAGCUUGGCUGUUUUUUGGUCUGCUAGGAAUAGUCGGCAUUACCCCAGAUCAGUGUAUCAGCAAAACUUCUCCCAGAGGAGCGAGAGUGUUGGCGGGAACGGGAGAAGUGUCGACAACAACAGUGGCUGGACCGUCAGCGGGGCCAGACGAACAACCAUUAGUCGACACCUCCGCUCUUCCGACUCUUCUGAGCAAUCUCCGCGACCGAAAUCAUGACGAACUUCUUGCUCUAAAAUUCCGACUGACGGAAGCUACAGCCAAAGCCAAUCACAUCCUAACCGGAGAAUGGAUACCUCUUAUCCGACACUACGCAAAAACGCAAGAUACUCUCACACUGUGGAAUUCUAAGCCUUACGCCAUUUUGUUUAGCAUUGAUGUGCUAUUGGAUACUCUCCAAGACACUGUAGCCGACAUCUCUCCCCUAGAGUUGCGACCCGAAUUGAGAAAAGUCCGGCGAAAAUCUCUUUUGCCUGAUCUCACAUCAGUUGUUGCGAAUAGCCUGCGUUACGUGGGAAAGUGUGGCAGUCUAGCUCAUCGGCUUGAUCUGAAGUCUUCCGAAUUCUACCAUCUUCUUUCGUUACCGAAUGGUCUGAAUGUAAAUCAUUCGCGGUGUGCGAAGGCCCAUUGCAGCUGCUUCGACAUAAAUGAGCAAACUUACCGCACGAAACAUGUGGAUGACUGUAUCAUGUGCGAAAAUCAUACAGUUCUGGAAGCAGACCUUGUGCGUAUCAUCCGGCAGGAUGAAGUUCCUCUUAUUCGCAGCACCACGGACAAAUAUGGGAAUGUUACGAUCGCGAUCGUAAAGAUGACAAUCGAUACCGACUACAUCGCCAUCUCACAUGUUUGGGCUUGCGGACUCGGCAAUUUCCAGAACAACGGUCUUCCGCAAUGUCAACUGCAAGUAAUCGAUUCGAUUCGAGCUAUCAAUUCCAUGGGGAGGAUCUACGCCGGCGCAGCCAAAGUACUCGUCUUGGAUCCUGCUCUGCACAGGAUUAGCCUUUCAAGCCUACAGAGAAGGGAGAUGGAGAUAGAUAAGGCCCACCACAAGGAACUAAGCGUCACUAGGGCCAAUAUGCUCGUUGACGCGUCGCCAUGGAUGGCGCGUAGCUGGCCGCUCCAAGAAGCCGCACUAGCUCCCAGAAUAUACGUCCAAUUCGCCGACAAAAUGUUCAAUUACAGUCACAAGCGUCUAGGAAUCGCAACCAAUUUGUCGAGCAUACCUGACCAAGACUUGAACGAGAGUCGCCUUGUCUGGGCAGACCCUUUUGAUGAUAGUAAUGAAUUCCUUACCGGAGAGGCUCUACCGUACUCACCGAAUACUGAAUUUAUCAAAGUCUGGAAUCAACUCACCAAGAGAACUACUUCGUACUCGGAGGAUGUUCCGGCGAUUUUUGCAGCGCUCCUAUAUAAGAGCGCAGGAGAGCUCCUAUCGGUUGCGCCCUGUUAUCGUACGCAAGCAAUUCUGCGCUCUCUCGACUUCUUACCCUUAGACAUCCUCACCUCCGAGCGCGAGAGUCUAGGACGAGAGGAUAGCGCAAAUGGUUCUAACACGGACUGGGUUCCGAGACUACCAGGCUCUCGGAUUCCGGUACCUACGCUGGACCCCGCAUAUGGCAUCUUACAACGCGUCGCUAACGGCUUCCUCAUUCAACGGCAAGAGAUCCAGGAAAUUUCCCACUCGACCCGUGCCCUAGUCUGUCCCUCUGGUCUUCCAUCAUCUGGUCGCUUCGCCCUCGCAGACCCUAAUUUCAAAGAGACUUUUCGUGUGCAAAUUAAUGCCUUUACACCUAACUCGAAAGACAAAAGCAGAGGCUACGAGACUCUAGAGGGGCCUCAUCUAUUAUUGCUUAUUUCCAAACCAUCAAUCGAAGAUUGUCUCUGGAAUAGCGGGGUCUUGUUUGCAAUCUGCGAGCAUACUGAGGAUGUUCUUCGUGUACAACUUGUCAAGUCUACAGUCACCUGGUGCCUCCAGCAUAAUAACGAGCAUAGCUCGGAACCGUACAUAGUGAAGGAUAGGAUUAAGGCAGCAAACCCGUUCUCAAUACUAAUCGAAAUGAUGUAUCCCUUCCAAUACUGGCAGGCGCAGGUUGGGGAAUUUGGUAGCUUGAGCUUCUUAGAACCGGUAGUCUUGGUAACUCUGUCUCUGGUGCUAGUUUCGAUAGGAGCCAUCCUCUUAGUUCUGAUCACAAUUGGUGACCGACCAGUCGCUGCGUACUUUAUUGCUCUGGGUGUCGCAAUUAUCGUAUGUAUUCAUGCUACAAUUGCUUGGGCGCGUACAAUAAACCUCCGCGCGGCAAUCCGUCGACGGUCUCGCUAUUUCUGGGCUCUUAGCUUCUGGGACGAUGGCCAAGCGCGCAAGAUCUUAUCUAGUGUACCCAACCCGAUUCCGUCAGGCGCCGUGUUUGUUGACCUAGCCCUUAUGGCCAGCCUCAUUACACCAUUGUCUGUGCUGUCUGGGCGAGUAAUUGACUUAAGCAACGCCAACGCUAGCCUCUUGAUAGUCGGAGUAUGUCUUAUCAUGUUUGCCACAGUAUCGCCAUACCUCUUCCGUUUCCCACUCCUCAUUUAUAUGCGCCUGCAGUGGUAUUUCAGUACUUUCGAGUACCGUACUAAUGGCCAAACAUCGCCGCGAGUGAACGUAGCACUCAGAUUCAUAUCAACAUGGCUGCAGGCUAAUUUCCUCACUCAAUUGAUCUCCUUGAUGGCUAUCCUAGUCUCCGUUACCAUGUGCACCAUGUUUUUCUUCUUAUUGAAAGCCACCCUUCUCGAGGAUGAGAAAGGAGGAGAGUCUUUAUGGCGGCUACUACCACCACGGAUCAUGGUGGCCGUCAUACUAGUUGUCAUUCUAGGUGUUUCUAUAAGACUUCUAGCCUCUGGAACCGGCAUGCUUGUUCGGGACACUAGACGGCGUAUACAGUGGAUGUAUGAGCAUAAUAGCGCGGUUAGUCAAGAGAAUCAUGAGACCUCUGAUCGUAAUAUUCAGCUAGUGUAA